UGGGCCAUGGCGGCGGCCGCGCUGUGCCUCGGCCGGGCCCCGCCGCCGCGGCCGCUCGUGGUGAUCCUCGGCGCUACCGGCACCGGGAAGUCGGCGCUGGCGCUGCAGCUGGGGCUGCGCCUCGGCGGGGAGAUCGUCAGCGCCGACUCCAUGCAGGUGUACAAGGGCUUGGACAUCAUCACAAACAAGGUUUCCCCGCAGGAGCAGCGUCUGUGCAGGCACCACAUGAUCAGCUUUGUGGAUCCCCUCGUCUCCAACUACACAGUGGUAGAUUUCAGAGACAAAGCUGUGCCUCUCAUUGAAGAUAUCUUUGCCCGAGACAAGAUCCCGAUUGUUGUGGGAGGAACCAACUACUACAUCGAGUCCUUGCUGUGGAAGGUCCUCAUCAACACCAAGGAGAGGGCCAGCACAGCCCCGGAGCUGGUCAGGGACAGGAAGGUGGAGCUGGAGCAGCUGGAUGGUGGUGAGCUCUAUCGACGCCUGAGCAGGGUGGACCCCGAGAUGGCAGCCAAGCUGCACCCCAACGACAAGCGCAAAGUAGCCAGGAGCCUCCAAGUGUUUGAAGAGACGGGGAUCCCCCAUAGUGAAAUCUUGCAGCAGCAGCAGGAGGAGGAAGGUGGGGGGCCCUUAGGUGGGCCCCUGAAAUACCCACAUUCCUGCAUCUUGUGGCUCCAUGCAGACCAGGCAGCUCUGGACCGGCGGCUGGAGAAGCGGGUGGAUGACAUGCUGGCUGCGGGGCUGCUGGAGGAGCUGCGCGACUUCCACCGCCGCUACAACCAACAGAAGGUGGCUGAGAACCGGCAGGAUUACCAGCACGGCAUCUUCCAGUCCAUUGGCUUCAAGGAGUUCCAUGAGUACCUCAUUAGUGAAGGGAGCUGCUCACCAGAGACCAGUGCCCUGCUGCUGCAAAAAGGGAUCCAGGCCCUGAAGCAGGUGACCAAGAGAUACGCCCGGAGGCAGAACAAAUGGGUCCGAAACCGCUUCCUGAAACGUCCUGGGCCCAAUGUGCCCCCAGUGUAUGCCUUGGAGGUGUCUGAUCUCUUGCAGUGGGAAGAGAAUGUGCUGAAACCUGCUCUGGAGAUUGUGGAGAGCUUUAUCCAGGGCCGGGAGCCCCCGGCAGAGCCCGUGAAGAUGGAGCACGAUGUCAAUGAGAACAAGCGGAGUCACCGCGUGUGUGAGCUCUGUGACAGGCUCAUCAUUGGGGACAGAGAGUGGGCAGCUCACACACGCUCCAAAUCCCACCUGCACCAUCUGAAGAGGAGAAGGAAGCUGGAGGCCGCCGGCUGCGCUGCGGAGGCUGAGGGGGACAGUGCGGGUGCAGCGACCUCGGAUGAGGACAGCAGCCAGCCUUCACCGUAGGGCCCCAUCCUGCCUCUGAAGGGGAGGAGGUGACUUGGUCCUGAGUGGCCUUGGACUGGGCAAGCCGAGUCGGUUUUCUGGGGCUGAGGCAGGUGAUGGCCAAAGGCCUCAUCGGAUCCUCUUCAUGUGGCAUCACGGUGCUGUGUUCCCAUGUUUCCUCAACCCUGCCUGGAAAGGGCUGGGCCCUGGGGCAAGGCUGCUGGAGCAUCCUCCUGUGCCAAGUGUUCAUUCCUGCCAGAGACACAGCAUUAUCCUUGGUAUGGUAGAGCUGCCAUGUGAAUGUGUCCUGCUUGGAGACAGGAAUACCCUGCCCUCCUCCAGCUUGGCCAGGGGCGCAGCUCCAGAGCUGAGCGAGCUCUUGCUGCCUUUAUUGUGGAGAGGAAUAUUUUCUUCUUAUAUAUGGAAAUAAAGUUGCACAGGAUGAUCGUAGGCUCCUUUCCCCAUUGCCAAGCACACUUUUCUCAUGCUCUGUUUCCACCUGGCCCAGGUUCCCUGCUCAGGGCAUGGGGUGGGAUGGUCAGGCCUGGUCCCUUCUUCCAGCCACCUUUCCUUCAGCUUCCAAGGGAGCUGAGCAGAUGUUCCCGGCUUGUGGAGGCCAUCUGAUCCCAAUGCACGGAGCAGGUGCAGAAGGAGCUGGCACCUGUUAAACAGGAACUUGGAAGUGAUCUCAUCCCGUUUGCAGCAGAUGAGUCUGUCCCAGUUAGAGCUGAAUUCCCGGGGGUUUACGCUGUGGUUUGGCAAUGGGAACCAGCCCUGCCUUUGAAUGCGAGUUGCUGAGCAGCGGAUUCUUUGUGCUGCAUUCUGCAGGCAGUUGGUCUCCACAGCACCGUUCCCAUCAGGUGGAACUGGGAGGGCCUUGAUGGGCGUUUGGGACUCUCCUGGCAAAUGCAGUCAAGACGGUUGGUUCCUCCUGGCAGGGUUUUGAGUGGUAGAACACACAGUUUUCCUUCAGCUGCUUGUGAUGCACCAUGAGGCAAGAGCCAUCUCACAGGGCUGCAUGGGUGCAGGCUCUGGAGGUGCUGCUCCAGUGGGAUCAUGUUAACCUUCCAGUCUGUGCUCUUCAACACUGGGGUGAUUUCUGUAACUGCUUGGGGCAGCAGCUUUGGGCUGUUUGAGAGGGACGUGGGGAGGAUGCAGGGAAGAGCUGGGAAUUCACGUUGGCUUUUCUCUGCCAGCACUGGGGCAGAGCUGGGCGUCAGCCUUCCGAGAUGCCAGGCACCACGUUUGUGUUGCUGGGUCUGUGCAGCAGCAGCUGAACCUCUUCUCCAGCCCAGACUUGUUUGCCAUCCACAAUGACUCAGUGUACGUGGAUAUGGGCUCAGCCCAGCGCUGGAGCACAGGGCCAAGGGGUUCUGCUGGCUCAGAUGGACGAGGUGAGGCCGGGUGUAAAGCCCCAUUCCCUGCCUGUGUGCUGGGUGUGGAUGGGUUCAGUCAUGUCCCCAGGCCAAGCUGGGAUCCUUGGGCAGCUCUGUGAAUGAGGGGUGGGAUUAUCUGCUGUCUCCUGGGUGCAGGCAGAUGACUACACUGUUAGAAACAGAUUUAGUGUCCUUAAUCUAAUAUGAACUUUGUUAUCCCCACUGAUAAAUGUGAUUCCUCUAGCACAA
This is a messenger RNA of Neopsephotus bourkii (Bourke's parrot), 2963 nucleotides long. RefSeq names its product tRNA isopentenyltransferase 1 (gene TRIT1). The transcript has 11 exons. Lineage: Eukaryota; Metazoa; Chordata; Aves; Psittaciformes; Psittacidae. Gene Ontology annotation, biological process: tRNA modification. Gene Ontology annotation, molecular function: tRNA dimethylallyltransferase activity; ATP binding. Bases 7 to 1359 code for a protein of 450 amino acids. The record is from RefSeq and is a predicted model, not a curated record. Gene Ontology annotation, cellular component: mitochondrion.